UUGCUGGUAUUUCCCGGGUAUCAUUGUGUUUUGCCACCUUCCUGGCAAUCCAUUCCAGGCCUCUUGUCCACGCUCAAAUCAGACUUCGCUACCAGUUUGACAGAUGCCCUUCUCAUCGGACAAAGGUAAUGACGUGCACAGCCACAAAUCUGCCGAGGAAGAAGUACCACCGUAUACGGAGCAGCCGCUCAGGGACCGGCGCCAAAGGGUGCUUCGCCGUGCUCGCGGAACUGCCAGAAGGAUAAUGAGAGCCUUCCAUCCGUUAUGGAGAGUGGCUCUUCCGGUAGUUGGAUUCAUUCUGAGUCUGCUUUGUUGGUGUCUCUGCUUUCCUGUGCCUCUCGUCUGGUGAUUGGGUGGACGCACUCGAUUGAGAGAGAUGAUGGACCUCGCUUUCAGAAAAUGGACGAUUUCCACUUCAGGGCUGGAAACAACAAUGUUCCCUUCGAGAUUUUGAAAAUAAGUAACCGGCGGCGGAGAUCGAGUGUCUC
Molecule: messenger RNA, 488 nt
Organism: Westerdykella ornata
Lineage: Eukaryota; Fungi; Ascomycota; Dothideomycetes; Pleosporales; Sporormiaceae
Exons: 1
Coding region: 104-349 (81 amino acids)
Source: RefSeq, a predicted model, not a curated record